AUGGCAUGGGGGAAUCAGAGCAUCAGCUCGGGCUUCAUCCUGCUGGGAAUCUUUGAUCACAGCCCCACCCACACCCUCCUCUUGUCUCUGAUUCUGGGCAUCUUCACAGUGGCCUUCAUUGGAAACACUGCCAUGGUUCUCCUUGUCUACCUGGACACCCAGCUCCACACCCCCAUGUACCUCCUCCUCAGCCAACUCUCCCUCAUGGACCUCAUGCUCACCUGCACUACAGUACCCAAGAUGGCCUUCAACUACUUGUCUGGUAGGAAAUCCAUCUCUCUGGCAGGUUGUGGAACCCAGAUAUUCUUUUAUGUGUCCCUGCUUGGGGCUGAAUGUUUCCUGUUGGCUGUCAUGGCUUAUGACCGCUAUGUUGCCAUUUGUCACCCAUUAAGAUACCUAAUUCUCAUGAGCCAUAAAAUCUGUGGUCUCAUGGUUGCUUCUUCCUGGAUUCUUGGCUCUCUGGAUGGUAUAAUUGAAGUUGCAGUUGCAUUGUCCUUCACAUAUUGUGGAUCCCGGCUAAUACCCCACUUCUUUUGUGAUGUCCCUGCCCUUCUCACUCUCUCAUGCACUAACACCUUGACAUUUCAAAGGAUGAUAUUUAUCUGCUGUGUAAUUAUGCUUCUCUUCCCUGUAUCAGUUAUUCUCAUUUCCUAUGUUCGAGUGAUCCAAGCUGUCAUUCUCAUGGGAUCUGGGGAGGGUCGCCACAAGGCUUUUGCCACCUGUUCUUCCCACCUCAUGGUGGUGGGAAUGUACUACGGAGCGGGCAUAUUCAUAUUCAUGCGACCCACUUCUCAUCAUUCCCCCAUGCAGGACAAGGUGGUGUCUAUCUUCUACGCCAUCCUCACUCCCAUGCUGAAUCCCCUCAUCUACAGUCUCCACAACAGGGAAGUGGCCAGAGCAUUCAUGAAGGUGUUAGGGAAGGGCAAGUCUGGAGAGUAA
Molecule: messenger RNA, 939 nt
Organism: Choloepus didactylus (southern two-toed sloth)
Lineage: Eukaryota; Metazoa; Chordata; Mammalia; Pilosa; Megalonychidae
Product: olfactory receptor 2M7-like
Exons: 1
Coding region: 1-939 (312 amino acids)
Biological process (GO): G protein-coupled receptor signaling pathway
Cellular component (GO): membrane
Molecular function (GO): olfactory receptor activity; G protein-coupled receptor activity
Source: RefSeq, a predicted model, not a curated record